UGAUCACCUAUGCGACCACGAGACUCUGCAUCUAUUCGUUCCACAUCUCUGACACCAAGUCCAAACUCCUAACCGUCGAUAUGGCUUCUUCACGUGCCCCAAAUGCAAAUCAACUGGCCACCUCCUUGCCAGGCUUGACUACCCAUAUAACCGGUCACGAUCCAAAGACAGGGAAAGCUAUUGUUCAAGAUUCCCGUCCAGGCAAAUGGAGCCAGUACGACGACAAGUCGAUGGCCUUCAAUGUCAUCUACUCCACUUCGCAGUUCCCGGCAGACCUGAACAGCGACAAGGACCUCAAAACGCACGACGAGGUCAUCUCGGGUGGCAAGUUAGGCCUGGUCAACCCUAGUGGCACGGUGUGUCGUGUAGUCGACUUUGCCCCGGGAUACGAAUGCAUGAUGCACCGAACGCAAAGUCUGGACUACGGCAUCGUCCUCGAAGGGACCAUCGAGAUGGUGCUGGACAGCGGAGAUCGUAGACAGAUGCAGAGAGGAGAUGUCGCGGUCCAGCGAGGAACGAUGCACGCCUGGAAAAAUCCCAGUGACACUGACUGGGCAAGGAUGAUUUUUGUCCUUCAAGACUGCCAGAAACUCGAGAUAGGAGGACAGGGGUUGAAGGAGGACUUGGGUAGAGGUACAGAAGGCUUGCCACCAAGUGGAAACGAUGCCUAGAGCCAUCGAAAGACGAUCAAAUGAGAGGUACGGAGUAGUUGAGAGACGGGAAGCAAAUUGCGAGGCCAAGUGGACUAAGGAACAAGUCGAUCCAACUCGAGUCUGGGCGGGUGGGAAAGGACAAUCAGAUCAGCCGCCAGAGCAUACAUUGUUGAUGCUACAUACACAUAAUGUCUUCAUCAAUG
Molecule: messenger RNA, 856 nt
Organism: Exophiala oligosperma
Lineage: Eukaryota; Fungi; Ascomycota; Eurotiomycetes; Chaetothyriales; Herpotrichiellaceae
Exons: 2
Coding region: 81-671 (196 amino acids)
Source: RefSeq, a predicted model, not a curated record